GACAAUUUUCGAAAAACUAAAAUGUCCUCUCUGAUUAAAUUGAUGGCAUGGCCGGAUGGUGCUGGGAAACAAAGGUCCUGUCCACUACUGCAGCAUAUUAAUCGAAAUGGAAAACAACCUGUGAAUGUCAGCUUCUCGAGUCCAUUCACACCAACAACAUUUAUGGACGUCGCUUGCGGUCAUUUUGAGAGUCUUUUGUUCUGGUGGUCGGGAAAAAAGUGAAAGGCGAUCAACAUGGGUUUUUUUCGUUCGUUUAGAGCAAUAUUGGAACGAAGCCAAGGUAAGAUCACUUUUUCUUUUUUAAAAAGUCCAAUUCAAAAUCCCCGUGAAGUUUUUUUUGUAAACGAACGACGAGUUCGUCUGUUAUUUUUGACAAGAGUUGUUCAGACAGUUGGGAAGAAUAGUUUAUUAGAUUAUGAUUUUCAUUCGCUGGUGAAACAAAGACAAUAGCUGUACAUGUAAAUUGUGUGAAGGGGUGGAGACUGUGAGUAUGUGAAAAAGAUCCAUCUGUUGGGGUUUGUAACAUGGAGAUAAAUUCUAAAAAUAGUCGUUGGCAAAUGGCGGCCAGAGCAGCUCGGCUAAAAUAGACGGGAAGGAGAGAGCCUAGACCGCCGUUAUAGGGAAAAAAAGGCGAACGUUACCGGCCAUCUCAGUUGGGCAGAGCAAGUGGGCCCGUGAUCUUCUUUUCAGGCGAGACGCGACCAGUAGAGUAUUCACCGUAUCGUUGUGAAAAAUCUUUGGUAUCGACACCGCCUUCAUACAAAACCCCCAAACAUCCACCUCCUCCACCUACUUCCUCCUCCCCACUCUCGUUAUUCUUUUUCUUUAAAUGAUACAAAAUACUAUAGAAUUGCAUUACAGCCCCGUUGGCCUGACAAAGGCGUGUCCGCUCGAGUUUUGACGGAUCGUUAAAACAAUUUGGAAUCCGCUCGUCCAACUCCCGUCACAAGGGCCAAUUAUUGUCGUGGUUUCAAUCUCCCUCUUGAAAUAGGUAAGAAUUUCGUGUUUAUAAUGAUCCUAUUAUUUCUUGCAUCAAAAGGGCUCGAAUCUUGUUUCGUCAAAGUAUUUCUAAAAAAUUGAUAUGCAAAUUUUUCCAACCCCAACGUAAUAAAGAACACAGCGAACAAAAAGAAGGGGGAAAAUGGAUAAAACAAAUUGGGGGCAACUUACUCAACUCGGAGACGGGCUCCGGAUGAUGGAAGAACGGAGGGACAGUGCAAUUCCACCCAGUUCCCUUAUCUCCAUGGUAGGUGAUGAACCUCCACCGCAACACACUAAAGAUUGAAUUACAAAUAGUAUUGAUCCUGCCGACAAAUCCCCAUCUACCCCACCUGACACCUCCUCAUCUCUGUUAUAGUCAGUCAAUAUUGGGUCCCCCCCCCCCCCCAUAAGUUGUGGUAUUUGGCUACCGUACCGAGAGCGAUCCUUGGUUGUUGUGAUGGAAGCAUUGUCGUGAUGCGGCUAAGUUUAGACGCCAGCUGCUGGGGCGAUCCAGCCGUAGCGGUAGAGUACGGAAGUGUACAGUAGUGCCUGUUGAGUACAGUUUUCCACUUUCUUUCCUCCUCGGCAGAACCAAGUACGUGUGUUUCAGUGGUUACCAAGACGGACGCUUGUCGCUAUUGUUAUUAUUUAAACGAUGGAUCUCUCGACCGACGUAAGUACUACACAAAUCGCCUUAAAGACAGCAACAACUUUCUGAGACAACCAACAAAAAUGUGGUUCAAUACAUCCAUCAGGUCUGGGGUCAGUUGGCGACGUUCAGAGGCACGCUUGAAGAACAGCACAACGCCAGAUCCAAAACGGUUUUUCCAUUUUGACAUUUUUUCGUUUUUAUUAGCAUGAUCCUUAUCCUGUAGCACGUGGAUGAAGCCCCUAUCCGUUCAUCUUUUCCUCAUUCCUCAUUUACUUAUUAUCAUUUAUAAGUAUUCUUGUGUAAUGUACUAUCUGUCGUAACUUAUUCUUUAAGUUCUUAAACUUCAAACCUCAAAAUUUGUCAGUUGGAUACAUUUUCUGACAAAAGUUAAAUACCGAAAUCGGGAGUGGAUUAACCGACUAGAAAUCGCUUUCUGGUUUGAUUGUCUAAUUCAAUUUCUUUUUUGUGGUGCGUAGACAAUUGACAAGUUGCCGGACAAGGUCGUGCUCCAGAUUUUUUCGUAUUUGAGCCACCGAGAGAUUUGCCGUUUGGCUCGAACUUGUCGAAAAUGGCGAAUGAUCGCGUACGAUUCGAGAUUGUGGAAAUGUGUCUCUCUCCGACCUGAAAUGUCUGGCCUUCAUGUGAGCAGUCUUGAAGCUUUAUUAGCUUUAAUCAGCAUUCGUUUUGGUCCGUCCUUGCGCUACAUCGAACUACCCAUCGAAUUGAUAACACAUACGGUUUUGUAUGAACUUGGAAGCAAAUGCCCCAAUCUCACCCACAUGUUGUUGGACUUCAGCACAGCCAUGCAGUUGCAUGACUUUAACGAGCUACAGGGUUUCCCGACUAAGCUGCGCUACAUGUGUAUCUGCUUGAGUGAAGUCAUCUUCAUGGAGGGCUUCAUGCGAAAGAUUUAUUCGUUCAUCAAUGGACUAGAAGUUCUUCACCUAAUCGGCACAUACGAGAAGAUAAGCGAAGAGGAAGAAGAAAUUUAUGAAGUUAUCAAUAUCCAUAAAAUGAAAUCUGCCACUCCCAAUUUACGAAUUGUCAAUCUCUACGGCAUCAACUUUGUAGACGACAGUCACGUGGAAGCUUUCAGCUCCAACUGCAUUCAGCUCGAGUGCCUGGCCGUAAACUACUGCGCCAAAGUGACCGGAUCUUCACUGCGAAUCCUGUUUCAACGGUGCCGUAAGAUGCGAUGUCUUCUGGCCCAGCAAACAGGAUUGUUGAGCGAGCAUGUGCAAGCCGUCGAAUGGGAGAAGACCCAGCUGCAAGAGUUGGAUAUUACUGGCACCGAUCUGACGUCAGAUUGCUUGACUGACCUGUUGACUCGCGUGCCCGCCCUCCGUUGGCUUAGCGCCGGACAGCAGGACGGCUUCAACGAUAGCGUGUUGCGCGCAUUUGCCGAUAAAGGAAAUGCUCGCAGUUUGAUGGCAUUGGAUCUGGAUCGUUGCGAAUCCCUGAGUGAGGAUGGCCUCUACAAAUUCCUUUUGAGAUUCGGCCCGCAAUUGCGAGGAUUGGUGCUCUCUGGAAUCCCUCACGUCACUGACCAACUGUGGACCGGUACCUUGCCAUCCCUCCGUCAAGUCAAGAUUCUCGUCAUGGGCAUGUCUGAAGGAUGUUGCCCGAAAAUCAGUCAAAAGGUUUUAGUUGAUCAACUGGUAGAUUGCAUAGCUCAAAACUGUUCUCAGCUGGAGCGACUUGAACUUCGGUGGGAUCCUGAAACUCUCCGUUAUUCGGAUAAAAGUCAAAAGGCUAUCGACACGUUGCGUGUUCGUUGCCUGCGUCUCAAGUGUCUCGUGCUAAGUGACGGAAAGUAUUAUGAAACAGUCAAGGCAAAUUUCGAGCGAGCGGAUCGUACUACUGUUGUCCGGACUACAACUAAUUGCCGUGUCUCCAACUGCUACUUGUUGUCGUGCUAUCAAGACUUACUCUUCAACUAAAACAAACCCCCAAAUCAGCUGACACAAACACGCAGAUUACGUUUUGGUUUUUGUGUAUUAUUAUUAAUCAUUGUUGUGAGGGAUGUCAGGACAUCCUAAAAAAAGGAGAAAAGAAAAACUCAAUCUGAAAGAAUUAAAAAAAAAUUACUUGCUUCGUCUUUUUCAUCAAAAUGUACCCUUAAUUAAGGUCAAGGAUGGAAAAUAUUGAAAACACAAUCACUUGGCUAAAUAGAAGCUACAGUUAAACACA
This is a messenger RNA of Daphnia pulex (common water flea), 3823 nucleotides long. It is a transcript of the gene FipoQ, whose product is annotated as F-box/LRR-repeat protein 7-like. NCBI's taxonomy places the organism in Eukaryota, Metazoa, Arthropoda, Branchiopoda, Diplostraca, Daphniidae. Gene Ontology annotation, molecular function: protein binding. Bases 2209 to 3573 code for a protein of 454 amino acids. The transcript has 10 exons. Gene Ontology annotation, cellular component: SCF ubiquitin ligase complex. Gene Ontology annotation, biological process: positive regulation of protein ubiquitination; SCF-dependent proteasomal ubiquitin-dependent protein catabolic process. The record is from RefSeq and is a predicted model, not a curated record.